Messenger RNA from Raphanus sativus (radish), 2890 nucleotides. RefSeq names its product disease resistance protein RPS6-like. Bases 129 to 2825 code for a protein of 898 amino acids. The transcript has 5 exons. Gene Ontology annotation, molecular function: ADP binding. NCBI's taxonomy places the organism in Eukaryota, Viridiplantae, Streptophyta, Magnoliopsida, Brassicales, Brassicaceae. Gene Ontology annotation, biological process: defense response. The record is from RefSeq and is a predicted model, not a curated record.
UUGGAGAAGCCUUUGAGAAGACUUGCACGAACAAAACAGAACAUGAGAAACAACUUUGGCAGAAAGCUUUGACCGACGUAGCAAACACUUUAGGAUUUCAUUCUCUGAACUGGGAUAAUGAAGCAGCAAUGAUUGAAGCAAUCGCCAGUGAUGUUUUGUGCAAACUGAAUUUAACUCUGACAAAGGAUUUUGAUGACUGUGUCGGGAUUCAAGAUCAUAUCUCGGAGAUGAGUUCAUUGCUGCAAUUGGAAUCUGAGGAAGUGAUUAUGGUUGGGAUUUGGGGUCCCUGUGGAAUUGGCAAGACAACAAUUGCAAGAGCUCUGUAUAGUCGACUCUCUCGUCACUUCCAAGGUAGUGUUUUCUUAGACAGAGCUUUCAUGUCCAAGACUUUAGAAAUUUAUAGUAAAGCCAAUCCGGAUGACUACAAUAUGAAGUUGCAUAUGCAACAGAAUUUUCUCUUGGAAAUUUUGAACAAAGAGGGCAUGAAGAUAAAUAACUUAGGUGCCGUGAGAGAGAGGCUAAAGUGCAUGAAAGUUUUAAUAAUUAUUGAUGAUUUAGAUAAUAAGAUGUUGCUAGAUGUCUUGGUUGGUCAAACUCAAUGGUUUGGAUGUGGGAGCCGAAUCAUUGCGAUUACAAAUGAUAUGCACAAGUUAAAAGCCCAUGGGAUUGAUCUUAUAUACAAGGUGGGUUUCCCAUCUAAACAGCUUGCUCUUGAGAUGUUUUGUCAAUCUGCUUUUGGACAAACCUCUCCACCUAAAGGUUUUGAGAAGCUUGCUUCUGAAGUUGCAAUGCGGGCUGGAAGACUACCUUUGGGUCUUAAGGUUCUAGGUCAGCAUAUGCGGGGGAGGGACAAAGAAGAUUGGAUUGAUAUGUUGCCUAGGCUUCGGAGAACUUUGGAUGGGAAAAUUGAGAAAGCCUUAAGAUUCAGCUAUGAUGGAUUAGAUAGCAAAGAAGAUCAGGCCAUAUUCCGUCACAUCGCGUGUCUCUUUAAUUAUGAGAAGGUUAAUGACAUCAAGUUGCUCCUAGCAGAUAGUGACUUGGAUGUUAAUAUUGGGAUUACAACCCUAGUCAAUAAGUCCCUCUUACACAUAAGGAAUGGUACCAUUGAAAUGCAUGGGUUGCUACAAGAAAUGGGUAGAGAAAUCGUUCGUGCGCAGUCCAGUGAGCCCGGAGAACGAGAAUUCAUUGUGGAUUCAAAAGAUAUAUCUGAUGUACUUGAGGAUGACAAUGGUACUAAAAAGGUUUUGGGUAUAGCAUUGGAUGUGGAUGAGAUUGAGGAGCUAUUUGUACACGAGAAAGCCUUCAACGGCAUGCGUAAUCUCACUUUCCUAAAAGUAUACACAAAUGAAUUGUUGUCGAAAGAAGAAACCCGCUUGCAUCUUCCAGAAGGUUUUGACUAUUUGCCCCCUAAACUUAGAUUACUAAGUUGGGACAAAUGCCCAUUGAGAUGUAUGCCUUCUAAAUUUUAUUCUAAAAAUCUCGUUGAACUCAAAAUGCGACAUAGCAAGCUCGAGAAGCUCUGGGAAGGAGCAGGGUCCUUGUCUUGUCUCAAGAAUAUGGAUUUGGAGGGAUCAAAAAACUUGAGAGAAGUUCCAGAUCUUUCAAUGGCGACUAAUCUUGAAACACUCGAGUUAAGCGACUGCUACAGUUUAGUGGAGGUUCGUCGUUCCUCUAUUCAGAACCUUAACAAAUUGUUGAAGUUUAAUAUGAGGAGAUGCAAAAAGCUCGAGAUUCUUCCAACCGGAAUCAACCUUAGAUCUCUAAGGUCCUUCGUUGUCAGUGAUUGCUCACGGCUGAAGGUUUUUCCUGAUAUUUCUAGAAACCUCUCAUCGCUUGCUCUAAGCAGAACAGGUAUUCAAGAAUUUCCAUCUGACUUGCAUCUCAAGAAUCUAGUUGAGCUUACCAUGGAAGAAAAUCAAAGUGAGAAACUUUGGGAAAGAGCUCAGACACUUGGACCAUUGAUGACCAUGUUGUCUCCUUCUUUGAAUACCACAGUCAUUUCAUUGAUUCUCUCUGACAUCCUAAGUUUGGUGGAGCUUCCUUCCUCUAUUAGUAAUCUCAGCAGACUUGGGAGUUUGAGCAUUACAAAUUGCAGAAAUCUACAGACUCUUCCAAGUGGCAUUAACCUCAAACGCCUCAGACACCUUGAUCUAGCUUAUUUUACAGACUGCAUGGGCCUGACUGGAGCAAGUUGGCAUGAUCGUUGUCCAAUGAAAGUAGAGACUGUCUCAUAUGCGAAACUCGAUUUCACGAACUGUUUCGCAUUGGAUCAAGAAGCUCUUCUUCAACAACAACCAGUUUUCGAGGUUAUGAUACUGCCAGGUGAAAAAGUGCUAUCGUAUUUCACUAUCCAAAAUACAACGGGAAGCUCUUUGGCUGUUCAGACAACUCUCACAUCACCGUUCUUCAGAUUCAGGGCUUGUGUCCUGGUUGAUGUUGUGUGUAUCCCUAUAGGUGAUAACGCACAUGUAGAACUCCAGGUAAAUUGUUGGUUUAGAGGCGGGAACCAAAUUGAUUCUUCCUCUGAUGGUGAUUACCAUAGAUCCGUGACGUAUGAUAUAUUUGAGGCUAGCCAUGUGGCUAGAAGCCAUGUGGCUAUAUUCGACUAUUGUCUCCCUCUAAACGACAAAGGCUAUCCUCCUCCCGCUGACGUUGUAGAUAUCCAGUUUCGUCUCAUUAGUGCUGACACUGUAUGCAAUAUCAAAUCUUGCGGUUUACGGGUUUUUGAAGAUUGUCCAUCAGAUUCACAGGAUGUUCAUGAAGAAGAUGAAACUAAUGUUAGAAACCAUGAGAUGAGAGUGAAGAGACUGAAGGCAUCGAUGUAGUGACGAGAAGAAUCUUCAAGAAAGAAAGUACCCUCUUCGAGAAACUGUAAAAUUGUAAAAUAUCA